Astyanax mexicanus (Mexican tetra) is the source of this 1256-nucleotide messenger RNA. RefSeq names its product UBX domain protein 10 (gene ubxn10). The record is from RefSeq and is a predicted model, not a curated record. Bases 282 to 1046 code for a protein of 254 amino acids. Gene Ontology annotation, molecular function: protein binding. The transcript has 2 exons. Lineage: Eukaryota; Metazoa; Chordata; Actinopteri; Characiformes; Acestrorhamphidae.
AUAUUAUCCCCGUGAUAAUUAGUGCUGGAUCUAAGUCUAGUUAAACGUUCAGAAUUUUUUCUAUAAAUAUAAAAAUGACGGUCCAGUAUUUGUUUUAUUUAUAUCGGAUCAGCUGUACUGAGAUCAGCUGUACUGCGGGAGGGGGGCGGAGCGUCAGCGCGUGGGAAGCGUUGCUAUGGGAACGGUGCUGUUGGUAACGGCGGAGUGACGCGGGGAAAAUGUCUCCGGUGGAUCAGAACCGAACCGCGGACUGACCGCCGCUCAAAACACACGAGAGGAACAUGCACAUGACCCGACCCAAAUCCUCAAAAGGCCGCAGCAGAGCGAGGCUGACUCUGGGCCUGGAGGACGGUGUUCAUCAGGGCCACGUGUUUUUACCCCAUCCUCCUCUUCCUCAUCCUCCUCCGUUGUCUUCAUCCACAGAGGUUUCUCCAAGAACUGUCCUCAGACAGGCCGGCAGGUCCAGUGCAGAGGUCCUCACUGAAGUCUUUGCGGAGGAGGAGACGCUUCCAGUCCUGAACUUUAAUAAAUACAAGGUUCUUCCCUCUAUAGAGAAAAGGCCUGAGGCUGAGAAAUCGAUCAGAGGGGCGGAAGAAAAGACCUCGAGCCUCAGUCUGUCCGACAGCAGAGAUCAUCUUCACUUCGCCCAGCGCCUCUGUUCUCGCUCUGCAUCCAGGGGCGACUCGGAGACGAAGCGCGGGUCUGAGGAACAGCGCGGUCCUCCUGCGGCAGCAGACACGCGGAGGACGUCUCGCGGACACUCUGAGAGUGAGACAGGUGCAGGUGAUGCACAUCUGCUCCUCGCUAUUCGAACUCCACGCGGUCAAAGGUUCAAGUGCCAUUUCCAGCCCACAGACACUCUCCAGACCGUCGUAGCCGCCGCCCAGCUCCAAUCCGGAGAACAGUACCAACACGCGGUCAUCGAGACCAUGGAGGUUCCCCGGCAGACCUUCACUAAUCUGACCAGGAGUCUGUCUCAGUGCGGCAUCUGCAAUAAAUCACUUCUCAUCAUCAGCCUGGAGGACAGCGCUGUGGACUCGGAUUAGAACCCAAUGAUUAAAGGCUGGUUUUCUGGAUCGACACUAAACCCAGUGCAUUAUCUCCUGAUCCUGUUCUCUCUGCUCCAAUCAGCAGAUAAAUCUGAUGUUUUAUAUCAGAAAAACAGUCUAAUGUAAAAAGGCACAGGGUUGAGAAACACUGGCCAACUUAAUUAAAAGAUCAAUUCCGUCCCCAGUUUACACUGCGUUUACACUUCA